UAUAAAUUAGUUUUUUUGUGGAUUCAGUUUUUGUAAUAUUUACCAAAUGCGUAAAUUGGCAUAAAGCAAGUAAGCGUCAAUAAGGUCUAUGGCGCUUAAGACUAUUGUGAGUUAACUGUGAUAAUGACCAGUAAUGAUUCAACGAACUGUGAAGAAUACUUAAUUUUUCUUAGAGUAUCGCGAGGUCCCCAGCUCACAGUAACUCGUACUUACUAGUACUAGUUAUACACAAGUAAAUACUUAAAAUCAAAACUGUCACAAGUAGUUCAGUGUUUAUCCUUAAACAUUAAAUACUUUCUGUUAGGAUAGUUAACGUUGCGUAGGCGUAGCAUUCUUUUUAACCAAAUUUCCCUAGUUCGUCAAUCCCGGAGUUGUAGACCGGCAAACAAUGAAGCUCCUCUCAAUUGUUUUCACCCGAAUUUCACUGUGUAAAUUAUGUCAUGACUCAGAACACAUGGGUGAAUUUGCAUUUAAAUCAUGGAGGCAGAAAAAUAUGGAACGGUUUAGGUAGGUACAUUUACGUUGGUGUAAUAAGAUUUUCUAUUCAUCUUAAUUUUUAAUCAUUAUUAAUCAUUAAUACCUGCGACGUUAGCACUUACGCAUUAAAAAAGCUUACAAUUGCUAAUUGGAAUAAAAUUAAUUACUUACCUACCUAUUUCAAAUGUGUUUUGUCCCAGGACUUUCAGAUAUUAUUUUCAGGGCUUGUAAUGAUUGUACAGCAUAAUCAAAGGUCGGCGAAGCUUUUUAGAGCCCCUGUAAUGAUGAAAACACAAAACACUUCAAUGGAAUAAUCUUCCAGCAUAUUUAAUUUCGAUGUUUAUUUUCGUCCAUGUCUUGAUACCUUCAAACCGGCUCUGCGAGUACGUGACUCGGCACGUUUUACCAAUUUACUAUAAUGUAAUCAGCAAAAUGUAAUCUAUUGACAACGAUAGCUGUGUACUUGCAUUCCUAAAUUAGAAAAAGCAAUUAUAUUUACCACCCGCCUAAACUAAACAUUUCGUAGGGAUGUUUGUUCAAAGCGAAUUCUUUACAUUACAGGUCUGAUAUUAUUUCCACCACUUCAGUUAUGGGAAAUAUAUAUCUAAUAGCUACGCUAGUUUUCUUUCAGUAUUUUAAAUUUCAAUAUUUUCUCCGAAGCGCAUCGCAUCGUUUCGUUUGAGGUAGACAGUAGCUAGAAGUUUGGCGGCGAUCUUCCGAUAACAGAAAAGUAAAAAUCGGGCCAAUGCAUGUGACGUUUUGAGACAUCGCCGAUUCGAGUUUGUUUGUAAAUCCGGUUCGCGCACCUGCCUUCGCCUUUAUAUACUCGAAUCAUGCAAGAAAUCGGCUGAGCUACGCAGCCGUGCCGCAGUCAUGGCCCGCCCGCCCUGCGCUCAACAUAGCCCAGACCGAGCACGGUGAUACGCGACGCCACAGUGUAGUGAUGACGAAGUGAUCGUGAACCUGGCCCGGUUAUGAAGUGAGGAUGUCUCAAGCGCCAGCCGGCAAAAAAGGCGGAAAGGGUCCGCCUAAGAAAAAUACAGAGGAUGAUAAAUCGGCAGCGGCGAAAGUCACGGAUGAUAAGGAUGAGACGUCCUCCGUCAAUGGUGAUAAGAAAGAGAUUAAGGAGAGCAAUGGAGACGUUCCAAAGCCUCCCAGCGCGGGGGUCAACAUGCGGGAAGCAGCAGCGAAGGUGCUGGUGCUGGCCCAGAAGACAGAAUGGUCGGCGGUGGAGAACACUCUUAAGGUGCUGGAGAAGCUGGUGGCGGCCGGCGGAGAGGACGCCGUCACCGUGCCCAUGGCGGGCAUACACGAUCCGACCACGGGGAUGACACCGCUCAUGUACGCCGUGAAGGACAACCGCACAUCGUUCGUCGAGCGGCUCAUAGAGCUGGGCUCCGACGUUGGCGCGAGAAACAAUGACAACUACAAUGUUUUACACAUCUCUGCGAUGUAUUCCCGUGAGGACAUCGUUAAGCUGCUGCUCUCUAAGCGAGGAGUUGAUCCGUUUGCCACCGGAGGGAGCCGACAACAGACGGCGGUGCACCUCGUGGCCAGCAGACAGACCGGCACGGCCACCAGCAUUCUUCGGGCGCUGCUCACGGCGGCGGGGAAGGACAUACGGCUGCGGGCGGACGGGAGGGGCAAGAUCCCGCUUCUACUGGCUGUGGAGGCGGGCAACCAGAGCAUGGUGCGCGAGCUUCUCAGCGCACAGACCGCGGAACAGCUCAAGGCAUCGACGCCGGCCGGCGACACGGCGUUGCACCUGGCAGCGCGCCGACGCGACGUCGACAUGGCGCGCAUCCUCGUAGACUACGGCGCCGCCAUCGACGCCACCAACGAGGCCGGUAUGACGGCGCUGCACAUCUCCGCCGCCGAAGGCGAUGAGCCGCUCGUCAAGUACUUCUACGGAGUCAGGGCUAAUGCAGCUAUUGCUGAUAAUGAAGACCGGACUCCGAUGCACUUGGCGGCGGAGAACGGGCACGCGGCCAUCAUCGAGCUGCUGGCGGACAAGUUCAAGGCGUCCAUCUUCGAGCGCACGAAGGACGGCAGCACGCUCAUGCACAUUGCCUCCCUAAACGGCCAUGCCGACUGCGCUAUGAUGCUCUUCAAGAAAGGAGUCUAUCUCCAUAUGCCUAAUAAGGAUGGUGCCCGCAGUAUACACACAGCAGCACGCUAUGGACACGUUGGAAUCAUCAACACCCUCCUGCAAAAAGGAGAAAGCGUGGACGUAACCACUAACGAUAACUACACGGCUCUCCACAUAGCGGUGGAAUCCUGCAAACCUGCUGUGGUGGAAACCUUACUCGGUUAUGGAGCUGAUGUUCACAUUAGAGGGGGCAAGCAGCGAGAAACGCCGUUACACAUUGCUGCGAGAAUACCUGAAGGUGAUAAGUGCGCAUUGAUGCUGUUAAAGUCUGGAGCCGGGCCGAACAAAGCGACCGAGGAUGGAAUGACACCGGUUCACGUGGCAGCUAGAUAUGGAAAUUUGGCAACUUUGGUACUUUUAUUGGAGGAUGGAGGAGACCCGUUAAAAAAGACUAAGGCAAGACUUAUUAUUGUUGCUACUUUUAUUAUGCUGACAUUAAAAGAUCGAACAAGUAAUGACAUAAUUAUAAAUUACUUUCAGACUGGAGAAACGCCUCUUCACAUGGCCUGCAGAAGUUGUCAACCGGACGUCGUACGCCACCUCAUAGAGUUCGUGAAGGAGCAUAAAGGCGAAAGCGUCGCGACUUCAUACUUGGACGCCGUCGAUGAUGAUGGAGCAAGCGCUCUUCAUUACGCUUGCAAAAUCAAAAAAGAAGAAGUGAAAAUUCCCGCAGCUGACAGAGAAGUUGUGAAAUGCCUCAUAGAAAAUGGGGCUGACGUAACCCUUAUAACAAAGCAUAAUCAUGAAACGGCAUUCCACUUUUGUGCGAUUGCGGGAAAUAAUGACGUUAUGACAGAAAUGAUAACACAUAUGUCAGCUGCUGACGUUGGUAGAGCCCUUAAUAAACAAAAUUCUGUUGGUUGGACGCCGCUUCUCAUAGCAUGCCAUAGAGGACAUAUGGAACUGGUCAGUACUCUAUUAUCUAACCAUGCCAGGGUAGAUGUAUUCGAUGUGGAAGGGCGGUCUGCCUUGCACUUAGCCGCUGAACACGGUUAUCUACAAGUCUGUGAUGCACUGCUAACCAAUAAAGCCUUUAUCAAUUCUAAAGCUAGAAACGGAAGAACGGCUCUACACUUGGCAGCAAUGAAUGGGUACGCACACUUAGUGAAAUUUUUAAUACGCGACCAUAACGCCAUGAUAGAUGUGCUUACGCUGAAAAAGCAGACACCAUUACAUCUAGCGGCGGCUAGCGGACAAAUUGAAGUUUGUAAGCUUUUGUUAGAGCUUGGAGCAAAUAUCGAUGCUACUGACGAAUUAGGACAGAAACCUAUACAUGCAGCUGCACAAAACAAUUAUUCAGAGGUUGUGCAGUUAUUUUUACAGCAACAUCCAAACUUAGUAAUGGCCACUACAAAGGACGGGAAUACAUGCGCCCAUAUAGCUGCUAUUCAAGGUUCAGUGAAAGUGAUUGAAGAACUUAUGAAGUUUGAUCGGACUGGCGUUAUUUCCGCCCGUAAUAAAUUGAACGACUCUACUCCGCUGCAGUUGGCAGCGGAGGGAGGCCAUGCAGACGUGGUCCGAGUCCUCGUAAGAGCGGGUGCAUCUUGUACCGACGAGAAUAGAGCAGGCCUCACCGCUGUACAUUUAGCUGCUGAACAUGGACAUACUAAUGUGUUAGAUGUUAUGAGGUCAACCAAUACUUUGAGGAUAUCGAGUAAAAAGCUAGGCCUCACUCCAUUACACAUAGCAGCGUAUUACGGACAAGCUGAAACCGUGCGCGAGCUGCUAUCCCAUGUCCCAGGGACUGUAAAGUCGGAAGCUCCAACCGGUGUAUCCCUAGUUCCCGUACUAGGGUCCGAAUCUGGCCUGACUCCACUUCACCUGGCGGCCUACAAUGGCAACGAAAACGUUGUGCGAUUACUACUCAACUCGGCGGGAGUGCAAGUUGACGCCGCUAGUACAGAAAAUGGCUAUAAUCCACUCCAUCUGGCGUGCUUCGGUGGGCAUAUGUCGAUCGUCGGCCUUUUACUCAGUAGAUCAGCAGAGUUACUUCAAAGCACUGAUCGGCAUGGAAAAACUGGCUUGCAUAUAGCUUCUACCCAUGGACAUUACCAGAUGGUUGAGGUUUUACUCGGACAAGGUGCAGAAAUCAAUGCCACAGAUAAAAACGGUUGGACGCCAUUACACUGUGCAGCAAAAGCCGGACACCUCAACGUUGUCAAACUUCUAUGCGAAUCUGGAGCAUCACCUAAAAGUGAAACGAAUCUAAAUUGUGCACCUAUAUGGUUCGCCGCAUCUGAAAACCACAACGACGUCCUUGAGUACUUGUUACAUAAAGAGCAUGACACGCAAUCUUUAAUGGACGAUAAACGAUUCGUUUACAACCUCAUGGUGUGCUCAAAAAAUCACAACAAUAUACCAAUAGAGGAAUUCGUGCUUGUUUCACCAGCGCCCGUUGAUACCGCUGCUAAGUUAUCCAACAUAUAUAUUAAUUUAUCUACUAAGGAAAAGGAACGUGCCAAAGACCUCAUCGCCGCGGGAAAACAAUGCGAGGCGAUGGCUACCGAGCUGCUGGCGCUUGCGGCGGGCGCGGACUCCGCCGGGCACAUCCUCACCGCCACCGAUAACCGAAACAUCGAGUUCCUCGAUGUUCUCAUUGAGAAUGAACAAAAAGAAGUCAUUGCUCACACAGUUGUUCAAAGAUAUCUUCAGGAACUCUGGAGAGGGAGCCUCAAAUGGACUGGCAUCAAAAUUAUGUUCCUUUUUUUCGCAUUUAUAAUCUGUCCGCCUGUUUGGAUGGUGUUUUCUCUUCCAAUUUUAAAAUACAAUAAGGUUCCAAUUAUUAAGUUCAUGUCAUAUUUGACUUCUCACAUUUACCUCAUGGUAUUGUUAGCUUUAGUGGCAAUUACGCCCAUUUAUAACUCAAUAUUUAGGGAAAGUUUAGUACCGAGAUGGUACGAGUGGAUGCUGCUCAUUUGGUUGAGCGGUCUUCUUUUGUUCGAGCUAACUAACCCCAGUGACAAAUCAGGCUUAGGGUGGAUUAAAAUAGCAGUAUUAUUAUUGGGUAUGAUCGGAGUAGCCACGCAUGUCGUGGGUUGGAUUUUUGUCGAAAAAAAAUACUGGCCAACUCUAAUGUACUGUAGAAAUCAGUGUUUUGCCUUAUCCUUUUUACUAGCUUGUGUUCAAAUCCUGGAUUUCCUGUCAUUCCAUCAUUUAUUCGGGCCGUGGGCCAUUAUCAUCGGUGACCUCAUGAAAGACUUGGGAAGGUUUCUCGCAGUGUUAGCGAUAUUUGUAUUUGGUUUCUCGAUGCAUAUCGUUGCGUUAAACCAGCCAUUCAGGAAUAUUGUCAAACCAGAGGACGCGAAAAUUGCAAGAACGGCUCGGAGGAAACUGUUUUCAGACGAUGCUAAUCUUCGAACGAAACGACAAACAAAUGAUGAACAAUGGACAAACCCACUGCCCGGGGAAUCAUAUCGGAGGAAACAGGGGCAGCCGACGGGACCGUCAUUGUCGGCGAUCGAGGCGUUCGAGAAAUUGUUCUUCGCCCUUUUCGGCCAGCUCACCUUGUCGGACCUGAACUACGUCUCAGCCCUGCGGCCCCUGUGGAGCCAGAACCUGUUCAAGUUCGUGUUCGGAGGAUACUUGCUGAUGUCGGUAGUGGUGUUGGUCACGCUCCUCAUUGCGAUGAUGUCGGACACUUAUCAGCGCAUCCAGGUAACUGCGUAUGUCACCUCGCGUGUACAUUUGUUCGCAGUGACCAUGAAUCCACUAUUCUCAUUCGAGCUGCUGUUCUUCGCGGUGUUCGGCCAGACAACGACGGAACAGACGCGCGUGCACCGCAACGACAGCAACGUGCAACCGCUCUGGACCAACUAUCUCUUCAAAAUAGUGUUCGGAAUCUACAUGCUGGUGUCCGUGGUCGUGCUAAUCAAUCUGCUCAUCGCUAUGAUGUCAGAUACGUACCAGCGGAUUCAGGCCCAGUCAGACAUCGAGUGGAAGUACGGGCUGUCGAAGCUGAUCCGCAACAUGCACCGCACCACCACGGCCCCGUCGCCGCUCAACCUUGUCACCACCUGGCUCAUGUGGCUCAUCCAAAAGUGCAAGGGUCGCAUAACAAAGAAGAAGCGUCCAAGCCUGGUGCAUAUGAUUGGAUUGCAGAGGCAGGACCAGAUGAGCGCGAGGACCAAGGCCGGUGCCAAGUGGCUGUCCAAGGUGAAGAGGGGACAAGUUGUGCCCAAAGACUCUACACGCCUCUCAGUGGUGCACCUGAGCCCGCUGGGUUCCCAGAUGAGUUUCAACAACAUGACGAGGAUAGAAAACGUCGUGGACUGGGAGAUCAUAGCGAAGAAGUACCGCGCGCUCACGCGCGACGAGCCCGAGGAGCCGGUGCUUAAGGAGACCGACGCGGAGGAAGCCGACAACACGUCAGAAAUAGUCCCCAACAAUGUAGGGGCUCCGCCUUGAAGUAGAAAAAGAUAGUGAUGAUUGUGUUUAUGAACAUAAUGUGCCUACAUUUAAGGCCUGGGCGUCAAGAAAUCAGUGUUAGGAUAUGACUACCACACUUUAUACCAUGACUACCUACUCUUCUUCAUUUUUACAAAAUUUCGAAUUGAUUAAACGGCGUCUGGGCCACAUUUUAUAAUGACAGUAAGAUCGCUUCACAUGGACAUUAAUUAUGAAUAUAUUAAAAAGCAAUUCUUUUAUACAAUCCACGUCCUGAAGAAUAUACGUAUAAUAUGUAUGUAAAAAUCAAAAGCUACUAUACUGAACCACAACCAACUUGUCAGUAGAAAAACGCGCGUAAUUCAAAUUUUCUAUGGGAAGUCAACACUUCGCGCCUACAUUUUUUUUAAUUUACCACCUAUUUCUACUGACAAGGUCGAUGUGCUAGAGUAUAUAUAUAUUGAGUACAUAUGAAACUUAUGAGAAUAAGUUGAAACUCGUACCGAUUUUUUAGAACUGCAAGUGCCUAUUUACUUCUACUUGUUACAUUUUAGCCUAUAUCUAACGACUGGUCGUAAUGUCUACUUUUGGUUUUCAUUAACUACCUAUUGUGCAUCGUGAACCUCGGCAAAUUCACAAUCACCGCGACCAAUGUCAAGGCUAUCCCACUCAAGUGUGAAUGCAGACCGAAUUUUUCGCAAUAUGUUAUUGCAACAUUUCUUUUUUAUGCAUUUAUGACAGUGUAAAAGCACUUGAACUUGCAUAUUGGUGCAUUUUCCGAUAUCCAUUGGGUAUUUUAAAUCGGUGUAAUGGCAUACCGAUUCCAAAAAAGAUCGAUCACCAUGCUGUAUGCGGACCAAUCUUACGCUGACCCCCUAUUAUAUCAAAGUAAUGUAAAAUUAUAACAUCGCAGCAUAUCGGUUCAAAAACAUUGGAAUAGAGCCCAUAAAUUACGCACUUAAAAUUAAAAACGAAACUGAUAAUUGCAAACAAAAACCCAGUUCGUACUUGACUUCAUCAUAGGAAACCAAUCCCAAUCUCUCUCCCCUCAAAGCCCUCUGGUGUUGAGGGUGUCCAUGGGCGAUGGUAAUCGCUUAUCACCGGGCGCUCCGUCUGCUCGUUUGCCUCCAAUAUCAUAAUAAACCGUCAUAAAUAAGUUAAAUAACAAGUAAAAGUAAUAAACAUGAUCGGAAAUUGAAGGUACCGCAUCCUAGAUACUUAUGUUUUCACUAGCGUAAAUGAAAACCGCAAAUUUCUUUGUGCGGUGGCAACACACUUAAUAAUAAUAUAAAGAAUAUAAGGUAAACCUCCUAGUGUUUGACAGCCAAGCGUCCCAAUGCCAACGAUUAGUGAGAAAUUAAUGAAAUGAAUUUUUCUUUGCGAUUGAGUAUUUUCUGCUAAUAAAUAUUUUGGUUGUAUAGGAAGUGUAAACAGUGUAACGAUUAAAAUAAAAACAUAUCUUUUACUCACACGGGAUCUACGUGUCCGUCUUUUUACGUGAGAAAAUAGUCCAUCGCAAGUCCGCUUCUCAUCAGCGGUCGGACAGCUGCCUAAUUCAAGUAGUUAAGAGCCUGUUUCACAUCUACAUAAUUUGUUAAGAAUUAAGGUUUAAGGUGGCAACUGUUGGUGCAGUGUCGAGCACUAGGCUAUCUACGUUACUGUAAAUAUACAAUGCAUGGUAGAUAUAAAAAAUCUUCGUUUAUAACAUUUUGUACAAUAACUUUUUUAACUUGACUAUUUCUGAAUAAUAAUAAAGUCGAGAAUUAAAGCAAUAAAUAAGUUAGUAUUUUACCUUUAAAAUGUAUAGUUAAGUUAGUUUGAAUUUAUAUAAUAAGAUACUUUUAAUAUGGACCGAAUGUUUGUGAUAGUGAAAAUAAUAUUUUUCCAUCUAAUUAAGUAUUGUUUUAAUAUACAUAUAGCAGAGAUAGAUAAUUAAACCAAUUAAACUUG
This is a messenger RNA of Cydia pomonella (codling moth), 8959 nucleotides long. RefSeq names its product serine/threonine-protein phosphatase 6 regulatory ankyrin repeat subunit B (gene nompC). Gene Ontology annotation, biological process: calcium ion transmembrane transport; GPI anchor biosynthetic process. Bases 1463 to 7030 code for a protein of 1855 amino acids. Gene Ontology annotation, molecular function: protein binding; calcium channel activity. The transcript is spliced from 19 exons. Lineage: Eukaryota; Metazoa; Arthropoda; Insecta; Lepidoptera; Tortricidae. Gene Ontology annotation, cellular component: glycosylphosphatidylinositol-N-acetylglucosaminyltransferase (GPI-GnT) complex; membrane. The record is from RefSeq and is a predicted model, not a curated record.